CGGGGAAGCUGUGCUCACUGCUGUAAAUUUUUAUGGUCGGCUGGAAGCUCCCCUUGAUUGUCUUCUGCUUUGUUCUAAUUCAUUGAACUUAUACUGAAAUGGGGCAGGGCAGAAGCCAGUUCACUGAGGAUGAAUUAUUGAAUUAUCAGGAUUUAACAUAUUUUACUAAAAAGGAAGUGCUGCAAGCACACAGGAAAUUUAAAGCUCUGGCCCCAGAAAAAGUAGGACACAAUAAAAAUGCAAAACUUCCCUUAGCUAAACUCUUACAUUAUCCAGAACUGAGUGUCAACCCAUUUGGAGAGCGAAUUUGUGAAAUAUUCAGCUCUAGCCAAGAUGGAGAUUGUACUUUUGAAGAUUUUUUGGAUAUGAUGUCUGUGUUUAGUGAAUCGGCUCCAAAAUCUGUAAAAGCGGAACAUGCUUUCCGUAUAUUUGACUUUGAUGGUGAUGACAUGUUGGGUGUAUCUGAUUUAAAAAAAGUCAUUAACAAACUGACUGGAGACAAUAAGCUUAAUGAAUCUGAAAUAAAUAUGUUAGUUCAAAAUAUUCUGGAAGAAGCCGAUUUGGACGAUGAUGGCUCUUUAUCAUUUGCAGAGUUUGAGCAUAUAACAGAUAUAUCAUCUGAUUUUUUAAGCACUUUCAGGAUUCGUCUAUGAGUUGCCACUACUUGAUGUUGAUUCGUUUGCUCUCUUUCUCGAAUACAACUUUCUACUCAUCAGACUCAAAUCAAUAGAACUCUACUUGCUCAACAGUGAAAGACUCACGGAUAUUUGAUGAUACUCAGAACAAUGUCUCAAUUGUAAUUUAUUUUUAAAAUUUAGAGAAUGAAAUGUGAUAAAACUACAAAUGAUAGGAAAAUGGGAUAAUUUUCAGUCUGAGACAUUAAGUAUUAUUUUUUUUGUAUGUAUUCUAGUCCUGUUCUGUUAUGGUUCAUAUAUGAAAUGAAUGUAUACAAUUUUA
Leptinotarsa decemlineata (Colorado potato beetle) is the source of this 957-nucleotide messenger RNA. Its product is annotated as calcium and integrin-binding protein 1. Gene Ontology annotation, molecular function: magnesium ion binding; calcium ion binding. The record is from RefSeq and is a predicted model, not a curated record. NCBI's taxonomy places the organism in Eukaryota, Metazoa, Arthropoda, Insecta, Coleoptera, Chrysomelidae.